UUUUGCAGUAAACUAUACAUGUAUAUAUGUCAGGGAGAGAAAUAGUUUCAUAUGAAUGGAUUCAAGUUUGAUUAUGUUCAUAAACUUUAGAAACUUUAUGAGAAAUUGAUGAUUUUGUUUCUAUAUUUUUUUUUCAUUUCUGCAAAGCAGAUUUAAGAUUAAUUUAUUGGAAAUUGUGUAAUCAGUUGUUGGAGGUACAUUAUAAACUACGUUUGAGUAAGGAUGGAGAGAAUGUAAUAGUUACAUAGAUGAAUAAUGGAUAAAUGGACGUAUUUCAUUGCACAGAGUAAUUGUAGAAAAUCUUUUUCACCAUUUGUGGAAAGGACUAAUGUUUAAGCGAUUAAACGGGAGAUUAAUCAACAAAACGUUACAUUUGCAUUUUAAAUUUCUCGUGCAAAGGAAACAUUUCACCAAUGAUGUAGAAUUCAACAUUAAACAAUCAUUCAUGUAGAUAGUAGAACUUUAUAUUGUGUUUAAUAUAUGUAUGUGUUACACUAAUGUGUAGUGUGAACUUGUAUGGUUUUUGGAUGCUGACAGUGUUGUGUCAUGUCGACCAUAUGUUGAAGAUACUGUGAAGUGUUAACAGAGUUACAGUCCUAUAGUAAUGAUGAACUCCGUGAUGGCCAGCAUGGCUCAUGGCAUGCCAGGAAACAUGCAUCAGGGUAUGGGCUCCAUGGCACAGCCAGGGAUGCCUAGUAGUAUGUCCCCGUGUUUACCGAACAAUUUACCCCAGGGCAUACCGUGUAACAUGUCCCCGGGGAUGCCUCCAUGCAGCAUGCCUCCACAUAUGCAAGGAAACAUUCCACCCCAGACUCAUAUAGCAGCAAUGGGUCAACCGGGACCUAUGCAUCCACGUAUGAGUCCCAGUAUGUCUGGUGUAUCGCCGGGUAUGUCUCCUGGGAUGCAGGGACCAUCCCCUGGAAUGCCCCCACAACAGUCAAUGGGCAAUCCACCACCACCUAUGUCCCAUAGUAUGGGCCCCAUGAUGAACAGUGACCCAUUUUACUCAUCUCCGUUUUCUAUGUAUUCCAACAGGCGCCACGCACCGUACAUGGGACAGCCAGAUUACAGAAUCUACGAGCUGAACAAGAGGUUACAGCAGCGGACAGAGGAUAGUGAUAACCUCUGGUGGGAUGCGUUUGCCACAGAAUUCUUUGAGGAUGAAGCUACGUUAACACUGUCUUUCUGUCUGGAGGACGGGCCUAAAAGAUAUACCAUUGGCAGAACACUGAUUCCCCGCUACUUCAGAAGUAUAUUUGAAGGCGGUGUCACUGAUCUCUACUACAUUUUAAAACAUGCGAAAGAAUCAUUCCAUACUACAUCCAUUACAUUAGACUGCGAUGUGGCAACCAUGGUUACGCAUCAUGGGAAACCAAUGUUUACAAAGGUUGUAACUGAAGGUAGAUUAGUGCUAGAAUUCACGUUUGAUGACUUGAUGAGAAUCCGUUCAUGGCAUUUUGCGGUACGACAACAUCGGGAAUUGAUUCCACGCAGUGUUAUAGCAAUGCAGAUGGGCGCUAACGAGGUAACCGAUGAACCAGCAAUGGUGGAGCAGUUGGGUAAAAAUAUCACAAGACAGGGUCUCACUAACUACACUCUUAACUUCCUUCGGUUGUGUGUGAUACUGGAGCCCAUGCAGGAGUUGAUGUCACGGCACAAGGCGUAUGGUUUGAACCCACGAGAUUGUCUCAAAACAACACUCUUCCAGAAAUGGCAGAGAAUGGUCUCACCACCAGGAAAAGAUGGUACUGGCGAAAUGCCAAACAUGCCUCACCCAGAUAUGCCUGGACAAAAGACGAAAAGGAAAUGGAGUGUGUCCCCACAGUCGGAUACAACACGACAGCCGGGGAAAAGAAGGAAGCGUAAAUCUUCUACAGGAAGUGCUGCUAAUGUACAGAAUAGUGUUGCUCCUUCAGGGAAGAAGAACCGUUCUCCAGGUCCACAAGGCAUUAAUACCUCAGUACCUGGGGUAAGUAAAGAUGUGAUGGUGGUAGGAGAGCCAACAUUGAUGGGUGGGGAAUUUGGAGAUGAAGACGAGAGACUCAUUACACGUCUUGAGAACCAGCAGUUUGAGAAUAAUGCGAAUGAGGAGGACAAAUUUGCUGCCAGUUCACCUGCCCUACAGCAACACAAUAGUCCAUGGGGUGGAGAUAAAAAACCACCGAUACCUGCGUCAGGGGGGCCACAACCUGUAUCAGAUGUUGAUACAAAAACUGAGCAAUGACUGGAUGAGAUUUGUGAAUAGUUGUAAUAUUGGAGUUGUCUGGCUCAUUUUUAUGAGCGUGUUGCUCAUUUAAAAUGUUGCUGUUUGACUUUUAAGCAGUGGUAAACCUUGGAGUGUUCAGUAAAAGAUCAGAAUUGUUUGUGAAGGUAUGAAACAUGUUUGUAAUGUUGGAUGAUGUCACUUUAUAAAGUAGAUGCGGAAAGACGGGUUAAGUGACAUUCAGAUGUGGAAAGAUGUAAACAAAAAUAGUUCAGAGUUUUGUUGAGUGAAUGGUAAUGAAAGAAUUGUAUUUAAUUUCAAUGACAUUGUGUAAAUAAAAUGGCAGAUAUAGUGUACACUGAAGAAGUUUGACUUUGUAAUAGAGAAGACUGUCUCAGGUUCAAGUUGUAGAGUAGAUGUUUGUUUCCAUGGCAACCAUUUUUGUUUCCAUGGCAAUCAGUUCUUUUGUAAUUGAAUCAUGUUGAAAAGGGACUAAUAAUAUAUAUUUUAAGAAAUAAUUUAAAAAUACAGUAACACAAAAACUGUUACCUUGGCAUGUAAAGCUUUCAUAUUUAAUUAAGGUAUUUAUAAUACCAAUAGUUUCUCUCUGAGAGCACUGGUGGCAUUUGCCUUACAUGUAAGAUAUCAUGCUUGCUGGAAAAAAAAUUUAAAACAGUUGCCAUAAGCAACAAAAUAAUUUGUUCUAAAUACUGCAGAAUUAUUUCAGUAAUGAAAUACCUAGUAAUAUUAACAUGAAAUUAUAUGUUAGUAGUGGUAAUUGUUGCUUUCUUAAAAUAAAUAUUUUUUGCCAUCAGUACGUCUCUUGAGAGUGUAGAAAUUAGUAAACCAAACUCAAAGGCCAUUAGUAAAAUAUUUUAUCUGUACAUUGCAUUUACAUAUUUAUAUAGUCAUUUCCAUUUUGUACAUUAACAUGACCACUAGUCUGAACCUAUUCAUUGUAAAUGUCAUGUUAACAGCCAUAUAUGUUAGACUUCAUAUGCAUUGGUACAAUAUAUUUAUCAUGUUUAUACAUGAACUUUAGCGUUAUUGCAUUUUCUCUGACUGGAAAUCUCAACAUUUACUGUUUUUCUUCCUCAUUUUGUAUAGUGUAUAUUUUAUUGCAAGUGAAUGUACUUUGCCACUGAGGCAGUUUCUAUACAGACUUGUUUAAAUCUUCAACAACAUGCUUGUAUUAAGUUUUACAUACUUGUCUCAUUGUAAUCUCUCACACCAGAUGUCUACUGAAGCUCUGUGGCUUCCGGACUGAUAAACUGAACUAGUAGACCAGUCUCUGAAUGCCAUCUUGCCAUUGGUCAGUUAGUAGAUUGUGCUCGGAAUCGACCAAUCAGAUGUUGACGUUCUUUAGACUGAUUUAAUCCCAAACUUUUUUUGAUGUCCUGGAACACUGAUUUUCAAACCUGGUGGAUGAGAAAAUAAUACAUUAGCAUAAAAGUCUGUUAGUACGGUAUAAAUACAUGCUCGUCGCAACGUACAUAUUCCUUCAUUGUAAAGGGUAAAUUUUACAUGAUUUACUUGCAGUUUUGUUUUGCAGUUUGUUAAUUAUCUUACUUUGUUGUUAAUUAAGAGUGACAUUUAUUUUGUGUAAACAUUUAUUGCAUUUUAUUGUUCUAGACAUGUUUUAGCAACACUUACCAGUAUAUUGAUACAGUAUUUUUCGUGAGUUCACUUACUCUAUUAAGGGGCUGCCUUGACGAGAUGGUUAAGGUGACUGGCCAUUGAUCACUUACACCUCUCUACUGUGGGUUUGAAUCCAUUUUUUUCAAGUGAGGAAGCUAUCGAGCUGGCAUACAAAAGUUUUUCUACACAGGUGCCUGUCGUGCCCGAAAUAAAGUCACAAGGGGGUAUCUUGGGUUGUCCUCUAUCAUAAAUAGCUGGAAAAUUGCCAUAUGACCUAAGAAAUCUUGCUGUGACUUAAAACCAAAGAAAAGUUCUUUAAGUAGUUGAAAGUAAUUUUUUGCUGAUUUGAAUUUUUUUCAAGAUCAGUUAUGCUGUUUCAACACUAUCAUUCUGUUUAUAUUUACAUGCAUUUUAGGAAAGGUUUUUACUGGUCUGUUAAGCCCUUAUACCUCUGUUAUUAUUUACUAUUGUUUUUUAUCUGAAAUGCUGUAAAAAAUUUCAAAUAUUUCAGACUAGGAAUUAACAUGCGAGGUAAAUUAAGGCAAAUUGGAUAAUUUUCACUUUUAUUGUAAAUUUAUAGGUACAUGUAUGUGUGUACUUAAGUUAUACACAUCCGUUUCAUUUUAAACCUUCCAGCACAGUUGGAGAAUGCUGGUAUGGCAAUUUUGUUAUUUUCAACAAAAAUUAACCGAGAACAACUUACAUUUGUGUUUUAUGAUUUAUACAUAUUUACAGUAGUAAGGUAGAAUUCACACAUUAUUUGUUUCCAAAUAGAAGAAAACAUAGAAUAGAUAAGUCUGUCAUUUGUUAAAGACAAAGAAGGAAGAAGAGCUGAUAUCAAAAUUCUAAAAAUAGCCACCCACCAGAUUCCGGAGAUGUACUACUUUUCAUUAGGUUGAUACAGAAAGUAAUGACAAAAGCCUGAUAAUUUCUUUCUGUUUUAAACAUAAAACAUGUAUACUUUCUCAGUUCUUGUUUGUUAAUUUGAAUUCAAUUUGGUAGACACUUCUUAAUCUUUUUAGACUUGUGCACUUUGCAAGAGCUUCAGAGAUAUUUAUCAUAUUAGCCCUUAUCAUGCUUGAAACAAUUGAUUCUGCCUUUGCGACCAGUGUAGAUCAUGAUCAGCCUGCACAUCCAUGCAGUCUGAUCAUGAUCUGCACUGUUCGCCAUUCAGUCAGUAUCUUUUUGAUAUGCACCCCUUUUACCAAUUAAUGGUACUGUCCAGACUGAAAGAUGGACAAGUUCUUUAUAGAAAUUUAGCCGGAUAAGGGUUAAUAGAAAUAAAUGAUUAUCUGGUAUCUUCAACUCUCUUUCCUCAGCUCCUGUAACAGAAAUAGAAUUUACCUUGUGUAAUGGUAGUCUCCUAAGUUUAUUGUGAGAAACACAAGAGCUUUUUGGAUAUGCAAAUGUACUGAUACCUAGAUGUUUUGAUAAAUUUCUUUUGGAAAUCCUGUUUGAAAAUGAUGCUGUGCAUUUGAACAUCUAUUGUGAGAGGACAGGUGCUAUAUUUUUGUAUUUUACAUUAAUGUUGUAUGUCAGUCCAUUACCUUGUUACUUCUAGCUCAUCUGGAGUAGCUUUGUCAUUUUAGGUUUUUGUACAAAAUAAAUAAAAUAUUCUAGAAGCUUCCGGUGCUCCUUUAGCAUGCAAGAUCUAAACUUUUUGCCUACAACGUGGGGAAAGACUAGGUUACUGGGUAGGAGAUCACUUUAUCCUUGCCCUAGGAAAACAGUAAGCUACAUGUGCUCAUAUUGUAUCAUAAUUUGAUGUCAUUUUAUGACACCAUAGUGUACGAGCAAUUUUCAGUUUACAAAAUCUUUGAAAAUUUUGCAAUAAUAUUAACGGUAGGUAAGAACCCAUCUCUCGGUUUUCCAUUCCAUGCUGUUCCACAGGUAUGGCAAACCCUGUGUUACACAUGAAGGCAUGUAAGAUCCUUCUUGAAGUCUUAUCCAAGUGGCAGAACAUGUAAUUUUAGGUGGAUUGGGGGGAUUAAAUCAGGGACCCGAGACUUGUUAGUCUUGCAUUUUAUCUCUAGAUGACCGAGUCUAGUUUCCUUAACAAAGAAACCUUUCAUAGUUUUAUAUUAAGUCUCAAGUAUUAAAAGAAUGUUUCUAAGGUUAAAGGGAUAACUGCCAAAAGUGCUUCUUUAAAGUCUGUUAGUUACGAUAGUUUUUCAUUCAGUUUGGAGUGUGUGUAAAAUAACAUCAACUGUUUGUAAAUGUCAAAAAGAAAGACAUUUGUUGUUAGUAAGGAAAGUUGUUAAGAAUGCCUGUUUAACGAGUUACUCUAUCAGCAUAAAAAAAUAUGAUAACAUUUUUUACUUUAACUUUAUCUGAAAUAAAGAUCUUUAUUGUAAGUGUGAGGUGUAUAUACAACAAAACCUUAUGAAAAUGGAGUUUAAAUCGUACAGCUGUGUUUAUUAACAGCUAUAAAUACUUGCAGAAUCAUUGCUGAAUUUAUUCAUUUCUUAAAGUCGACAUAGUUUUAUAUAUUGUUUUUUGUCUAUCUUUAUUCUUGUUAAUGAGGUAUGAAGAGUAAUGCCACUUUUUAUUAGGUCAUCUUCAUUUUUCACAUUGCUGACCUGUUAAAAUAUGUUAAGGUAUAUACAUUGUAAUCUAUUAACUUUGUUGUUCUACACUAUGUAUGUAUUUGAAAUAAACUCCUUUUCCGUUAGAAGUCUCAAACCACAAAAAAAGUAAAUAUUCCUUGAGUUGUCACACAAUAAGAAGUAUUCACACUGAAACAGACUCCUGCAGUGUUUAAUAAAACAGUAAAUGAAUAUAUAUUUUACAUUUAUUCAAUACAAUGCAGAUAUGAAAUGAUAUAAAAUUUAACCAAGUCAUGACAAGACAGAAAAUGAUUUUGUUUACAGAAUUAAAUAUUUUUUUAUGAUCACAGAAUUUUUUAUUUUGACUUCAUCUUAAUAUAAGGAGUGAAGUUAAUACUAACUUUGGCCAGUUGAAAAUAUCAAAUGAAAUCAUUUCAGUGUUAGGUGUAGACUUCAAUCUUCCAUGUAGACAAAUUAACAAGAUAAUCUGUUCAAGGGGUGGCUCCAGACUUUGGUCAUUUUGUUUUUGAAAUUUAUGAGAGCACUUGUUAAUAAUUAAGUAUUAGGUGAUUCCAAAUUUUCAAAGUAGAUAAAAACAGUGGCACAAGAAAAAUUCGGAAUCGUUACUACUAUAUGUAAUAUAGCGAUAACACCUGUAGAUUAUAAGAGAUAAUAUUCAUCUUUAGUUUUAUAUUCCAUGUUUACAAAAUACUGAUAUUUUGAGGUGAGUCUGGAGGUCAGGCCCUUUGAGGAUAGCACUUUGAUUUGGAGCUAAUCUAGUGUGACCACAUAUUUCUUGGAACAUGUUAGUAAUGUAAAUUCAGUUAUUCGUAUUAAUUGUAAAAUGUUACAUCGAUUGACUUGCUGUGAACAGCAAAUUGAAUCAAUCAAAUGUAUGUAUAAGACACAUUAGAUCAUUUUUAUUGUACAUUGUUAGCCAUCAACUUUGUAAUAUAUGAAAUGAAUAAAUUAUUUAUAUUGUAAUGUUA
Messenger RNA from Mercenaria mercenaria, 7376 nucleotides. Its product is annotated as LIM domain-binding protein 2-like. The coding region runs from base 605 to 2224 and encodes 539 amino acids. Gene Ontology annotation, molecular function: LIM domain binding. Gene Ontology annotation, biological process: nervous system development; positive regulation of transcription by RNA polymerase II; negative regulation of transcription by RNA polymerase II. Lineage: Eukaryota; Metazoa; Mollusca; Bivalvia; Venerida; Veneridae. The transcript is spliced from 10 exons. Gene Ontology annotation, cellular component: nucleus; transcription regulator complex. The record is from RefSeq and is a predicted model, not a curated record.